AUGGGUCAGAACAAAAUCUCUUAUGCCUCAGGAGAGAGCAGACUUGAAAGUAAGGAAACUACAGCAGAGCUAAGCCUUUCUGUGGAAGAAACUCAUAAGCAAAGAUUCAACAAUGAUGGUCCUGGUGACAUCAGUUGCAGAGAAAUCUGUACUUCACUUGAGAGAAUCCACACCAGAGAGAAAUCUUAUGAAUGUAACCAAUGUGGAAAGACUUUUAAGUGGAAGGGCACUCUUGUUCAACAUCAGAGAAUCCACAGAGGAGAGAAACAUUAUGCCUGUAAUCAAUGUGGAAAGGCUUUUAGAGACAGGAGUGUUCUUACUCGACAUCAGAGAAUCCACACUGGAGAGAAACCUUAUAAAUGUAAUCAAUGUGGAAAGGCUUUUACAAGGAAGUCUGGUUUCAUUUUGCAUCAGAGAAUCCACACUGGAGAUAAACAAUAUGAAUGUAAUCAAUGUGGAAAGACGUUUAUAUGCAAGGGCACUCUUGUUCAACAUCAGAGAACCCACAAUGGAGAGAAACCUUAUAACUGUAAUCAAUGUGGAAAGGCUUUUAGGGAAAGUAGAGGUCUUCUUGUACAUCAGAGAACCCACACUGGAGAGAAACCUUAUGAAUGUAAACAAUGUGGAAAGACUUUUACAUGGAAGGACAGUCUGGUUCAACAUCAGAGAAUCCACACUGGAGAGAAACCUUAUGAAUGUAAUCAAUGUGGAAAGGCAUUUAAGUGGUCUACCAAUCUGACUGUACAUCAGAGAAUGCACACUGGAGAGACACCAUAUGAGUGCAAUCAAUGUGGAAAGGCUUUUAAAUGGUAUACCAGCCUUACUCUACAUCAGAGAAUGCACACUGGAGAGAAACCUUAUAACUGUAAUCAAUGUGGAAAGGCUUUUAGGGAAAGUAGAGCUCUUACUCUACAUCAGAGUAUCCAUACUGGGGAGAAACCUUAUGACUGUAAUCAGUGUGGAAAGACUUUUAAAAAGAAAGCUCAGCUUGUUGUACAUCAGAGAACCCACUCUGGAGAGAAACCUUACAAAUGUAAUCAAUGUGGAAAGGCUUUUAAAUGGUGGAACAGUCUUACUCUACAUCAGAGCAUCCACACUGGAGAGAACCUGUAUGAAUGUAAUCAGUGUGGAAAGACUUAUACACAUAAGGCCAGUCUUGUACAACAUCAGAAAAUCCACACUGGAGAGAAACCUUAUAAAUGUAAUCAAUGUGGAAAGACUUUCAGAUGUAGGAAGAGUAUUCAUUUACAUCAGAGAAUCCACACUGGAGAAAAACCUUAUAAAUGCAAUC
This is a messenger RNA of Vombatus ursinus (common wombat), 1291 nucleotides long. Its product is annotated as zinc finger protein OZF-like. The record is from RefSeq and is a predicted model, not a curated record. The annotation marks the transcript as partial. NCBI's taxonomy places the organism in Eukaryota, Metazoa, Chordata, Mammalia, Diprotodontia, Vombatidae. The transcript has 2 exons.